GGACUUGGCAAGGGGCUGCACAGCAAAGCUAAGUAGCUGUUUGCUGAACGCGAUGGAACAGUCUGAAAAGGGAGUCAGCACCCUGGAAUAAAGAAGUUAAGGGAUCAGACAGCCUCCUGCUCGAUAAUUGCCCGGGUGGAACAUUUGCAAGUAUUACAUAUGGAAAAUUUCAAACAUUCGGCGGUGCUGAAACGGUCUGGCUGCACCAUGGAUAUUGACACAGCCUGCGGCUUCGGGAGCCUUAAACAGUACAAAUAUUUUAAUGACUCCGUUGCUGAAAAUUACACGAUUCUAAUUGAUCGCUGGUCCGAAAAUGUUACCGACUUCCUCAUGGAAGGGUCAAAUACAUUCAGAAUUACCAUCAUCGUAGUGUAUCUGUUUGUUUGUAUCGUGGGACUGGUGGGCAACUGUCUGGUAAUGUAUGUUAUCGUCAGAUACACAAAGAUGAAGACAGCAACAAACAUCUAUAUUUUCAACCUGGCACUUGCAGAUGCAUUAGAAUUAAUCACUCUACCUUUCCAGGCAACUGACACUCUCCUGGGAUUCUGGCCCUUUGGAAAUAUACUCUGUAAAAUAGCAAUAUCAAUUGAUUAUUACAACAUGUUCACCAGCAUCUUUACCCUGACAAUAAUGAGUGUUGAUCGGUACAUAGCCGUCUGUCACCCUGUUAAAGCAUUAGAUAUAAGAACCCCUUUCAAUGCAAAGGUUGUCAAUGUGUGUAUCUGGGGACUCGCUUCCAUGAUUGGAAUACCAGCAAUGAUCAUGGGAUCAGCUGAAACAGAAAACAAUGAAAUUGAAUGUCUUCUGGUUCAUCCACAACCACACAAUUACUGGAAGCCCACAAUUGAAAUAGCUGUUUUCCUUUUCUCCUUUGUUAUUCCAGUUGCUAUCAUAACAGUUUGUUACACAUUAAUGUUAAGGCGGUUGAGAAGUGUACGCGUUCUUUCUGGAUCAAAAGAGAAGGACAGAAACUUGCGUAGAAUCACAAGAAUGGUCUUAGUGGUUGUUGCAGUCUUCGUCAUCUGUUGGACCCCAAUCCACAUUCUAGUGUUAGUACAAGUUGUCUGUAAUCAUGAAAUCAUGACAAUUAUGCCAAGCUGGUAUUUUUGUGUUGCUCUUGGAUAUGCCAAUAGCAGCCUGAAUCCUGUUCUUUAUGCCUUUCUGGAUGAAAACUUCAAAAGGUGCUUUAAAGAGUUUUGCUUUCCCUCCACUUUUAAAAAAGAACCUAAGGUGUCAAACGGGAUGAGAAGUAUCACAAAAGGUGUUGCUUACUCAUGUAAAAAUACAGAUGGCACAGAAAAUGUUGCAUGACUGGAGAUGAUGACUCGUUCACUUAACUGGCCACAAUGAGAACAAAAUUAACUGAAACAUGGAGCUAGCUCAAAUUAUGCAGAUCUUCAAACGUGCACUUUCUGCUGCAUUUUAACUUGAAUGAGGGAGUCACAUUUUUGGUUUUAAUAAAUCAAGUUUUAAUAUGAUCAAACCCAAUAGGAGGAAUCAUCUGAAACUUAAAAUAAUUCAUAUUAAGAAUUUUUGAACAAACACAUGCAAGUUAAAACAAAAGUUUUUCAAAUAAGAUUAGCUUUCCCCUUGUGAUGAGUUAAGCAACUCUUCAAGUUACAGUAAUGUUUGUCUACAUGAACAGCAGUAUUCAUUUAUGUCAGCUAUAUUAAUGAACAUUGUGAUAAAAGUCUUAUUGCAUGCUAAUGAAAUAGUUAAUUCCUUCAUUAUACAAGUAACUGUGAUAGUUUCAGUACAAAGUUAAUUAUAAUGUCUGCUUUUUGUGACUGAAUGCAAAAA
Chiloscyllium plagiosum (whitespotted bambooshark) is the source of this 1800-nucleotide messenger RNA. RefSeq names its product delta-type opioid receptor. NCBI's taxonomy places the organism in Eukaryota, Metazoa, Chordata, Chondrichthyes, Orectolobiformes, Hemiscylliidae. Gene Ontology annotation, cellular component: neuron projection; plasma membrane. Gene Ontology annotation, molecular function: nociceptin receptor activity; neuropeptide binding. Gene Ontology annotation, biological process: sensory perception of pain; neuropeptide signaling pathway. The record is from RefSeq and is a predicted model, not a curated record.